UAUAUUACAUAGUUGCCUACUCUCCCGCAUUCCGCGGGAGACUCCCGGUUGGACGCAAAGUCUCCCGCUGCCCCAGGAAGCUACAUAAAUCUCCCGGAUUCCCCACUGCCCAGGAACUAAUUUUGUGACAUCAGAACACAAGGGGCGGCCACCGCGGAGUUAUGGGUAGUGGUAGCCGGAAGCUAUACCCCGGCUCCCGCACUGUGCCUGUACCAGCUCCUCGAUCUCCUCCCCGCAUGUGUGCAGCAGCAACAGCGAGAGGAGGCUAGCUGGAUCAGACACCCCCAGCAGCCGCUCAUCGGAGUGAUUGUACUGCGGCUGGGGUGACAGUGGGGGCAGCGCAGGGGGAUCUGGCACAACAGCAAAGAGCCCAGCUGUGAUGAGGGAGUCAGCAAGACGCACAGAAACCCGGCCAGAGAGAAGGGAGAAGCGAUGUCUUGGUGUUGACGCCUUGGCAGGCCCCAAUUAUCUGGAAUGGCACCUACGACAUAGACAUCCUGAAUGCUCAGUUCCACCAGAGAGGUGUCCGCAUUGGCCUGACUGUGUUUGCUAUUAAAAAAUAUGUUCAAUUUCUUCAAAAUUUUCUAGAAUCAUCUGAGAAGUUCUUCAUGGUGGGACACCCGGUAAAUUACUAUGUACUCACCGAUCAGCCCAAUGACAUACCCAACAUUACACUUGGUGAGAGGAGACAACUGAUUGUACUGGUAGCCCCUGCUUACAAGAGAUGGCAAGACAUCACCAUGAGGCGCAUGCAGAUUAUUCGAGAUAACACUCGCGAACGCUUCAUCCAUGAAGUGGACUAUCUGGUGUGUGCCGACGUGGACAUGAAGUUCACCGACCACGUUGGAGUUGAGAUCUUAACCGAUGUGUUUGGAACUAUUCAUCCUGGUUUCUUUAGGUCAUCACGCAAAGAUUUUACCAAUGAACGGCGGCCAGCGUCUGCCGGCUAUGUUCCCUAUGAUGAGGGGGAUUUUUACUACACAGGCUGCUAUUUUGGGGGCACAAUAGAGGGCAUCUACAAGUUGACUAACCACUGCCACCACGCCAUGCUGGCAGACAAGGAAAAAUAUAUUGAAGCCCUUUGGCAUGAUGAGAGCUAUUUAAAUAGAUAUUUCCUUUAUCACAAACCAACUAAAGUCCUCUCUCCAGAAUAUGCAUGGAACUACUAUUAUGGAAACCCAGCUGUUGUGCAGAAAAAGAGAUUUAUUGUUGUUCCAAAAGAUUAUGCAAAGGUUCGUGACAAGCAGAGACACCUAGACAAGUGAGGGCAAAACUUUCAUCUGUCCACUCUCUCCACCAAAAUUACCCACACAAAGUUCAACAAUGAUCUCCUAUGAUUGGCUUAGUGGUAUGCACAGUGUGAAUAGGUGCAUGCUGUGCAAGUAAAAAUUAGAGAUGAGCGGGUCUGGUUCUCCGAAAACCGGACCCGCCCAAACAUUGCGAUCUGAGCCGAGAUCUGAGUCCGGCUCAGGUUUUCCCGCCAGACUCCGAUCCCAAAUCAAGGCAUAAUGUCAUCCUCCCGCUGUCCAUUUCUCGCAGGUUCUGGAUUUAUAUAUAGUUCAUCUGGAAAGUAUUCAGAGCGUUUCACUUUUUCCUCAUUUUGUUAUGUUACAGCUUUAUUCCAAAAUGGAAUAAAUUAUUUUUUUCCCCUCAAAAUUCUACACAUAAUACCCCAUAAUGACAGUGUGAAAAAAGUUUUUGGGAGAUUUUUGCAAAUUUAUUAAAAAUAAAAAACUAAGAAAUCACAUGUACAUAAGUAUUCACAGCCUUUGCUCAAUACUUUGUUGAUGCACCUUUGGCAGCAAUUACAGCCUCAAGUAUUUUUGAAUAAAAUGCCACAAGCUUGGCACACCUAUCUUUGGGCAGUUUCGCCCAUUCCUCUUUGCAGCACCUCUCAAGCUCCAUCAGGCUGGAUGGGAAGCAUCGGUGCACAGCCAUUUUCAGAUCUUUCCAAAGAUGUUCAAUCGGAUUCAAAUCUGGGCUCUGGCUGGGCCACUCAAGGAUAUUCACAUAGAUGUCCUGAAGCCACUCAUUUGAUAUCUUGGCUGUGUGCUUAGAGUCGUUGUCCUGGUGAAAGAUGAACCGCCGCCCCAGUCUUAGGUUAAGAGCGCUCUGGAAUAGGUUUUCAUACCGGAUGUCUCUGUACAUUGCUGCAUUCAUCUUUCCCUCUAUCCUGACUAGUCUCCUAGUUCCUGCCACUGAAAAACAUCCCAAUAGCAUGAUGCUGCCACCACCAUGCUUGACUGUAGGGAUGGUAUUGGCCUGGUAAUGAGUGGUGCCUGGUUUCCUCCAAAUAUGACACCUGGUAUUCACGCCAUAGAGUAAAAUCUUUGUCUCAUCAGACCAGAGAAUUUUGUUUCUCAUGGUCUGAGAGUCCUUCAGAUGCAUUUUGGCAAACUCCAGGUGGGCUGCCAUGUGCUUUUUACUAAGGAGUGGCUUCCGUCUACCCACUCUACCAUAGAGACCUGAUUGGUAGAUUGCUGCAGAGAUGGUUGUGCUUUUGGAAGGUUCUCCUCUCUCCACAGAGGAAUGCUGUAGCUCUGACAGAGUGACCAUCGGGUUCUUGGUCACCUCCCUGACUAGGGCCCUUCUCCCCUGAUUGCUCAGUUUAGACGGCCGACCAGCUCUAGAAAGAGUCCUGGUGGUUCCAAACUUUUUCUAUUUACGGAUGAUGGAGGCCACUGUACUCAUUCGGACUUUCAAAGCAGCAGAUAUUUUUCUGUACCCUUCCCCAGAUUUGUGCCUGUCUCGGAGGUCUACAGACAAGUUGACUUCAUGCUUGGUUUGUGCUUAGACAUACACUGUCAAGUGUGGGACCUUAUAUAGACAAGUGUGUGCCUUUCCAAAUUAUGUACAAUCAACUGAAUUUACCACAGGUGGACUCCAAUUAAGCUGUAGGAACAUCAACAUCAGCUCAAUUUUGUGCUUCAUGGCAAAGGCUGUGAAUACUUAUAUA
Messenger RNA from Pseudophryne corroboree (corroboree frog), 2956 nucleotides. RefSeq names its product histo-blood group ABO system transferase-like. The record is from RefSeq and is a predicted model, not a curated record. Gene Ontology annotation, molecular function: hexosyltransferase activity. Lineage: Eukaryota; Metazoa; Chordata; Amphibia; Anura; Myobatrachidae. Gene Ontology annotation, biological process: carbohydrate metabolic process. The coding region runs from base 609 to 1265 and encodes 218 amino acids. The transcript has 3 exons. Gene Ontology annotation, cellular component: Golgi apparatus; membrane; vesicle.